This is a messenger RNA of Patiria miniata (bat star), 11754 nucleotides long. Its product is annotated as zinc finger protein castor homolog 1-like. The transcript is spliced from 14 exons. The record is from RefSeq and is a predicted model, not a curated record. NCBI's taxonomy places the organism in Eukaryota, Metazoa, Echinodermata, Asteroidea, Valvatida, Asterinidae. Gene Ontology annotation, molecular function: RNA polymerase II transcription regulatory region sequence-specific DNA binding; DNA-binding transcription factor activity, RNA polymerase II-specific. Gene Ontology annotation, biological process: regulation of neuron differentiation; positive regulation of transcription by RNA polymerase II. The coding region runs from base 360 to 5858 and encodes 1832 amino acids. Gene Ontology annotation, cellular component: nucleus.
AACUCAGCUUAUUUGGGCAAAGAAUGAGACUGUGUAAUGUGUGUGUGCACAGUCAAUGCAUUUCUUAUGUACUGGUUGGGAGUGUGUCGUACAGUUGGAAAGUGGCCAGAUGUGUUUAUGGAUUUUUGGAAUUUAAAUACCCAGUAAGUAGAAAAGCAACACUGAAUGGUUGGAUGAAUGGAAGUUGGACCAUCCCCUCAUCUGACAUACCGGUACUGUACAUGUAGAUGAUCACUUGGAUGUCAAAGCGUUAGAAAUGAUUGCCAUAGGAGGACAAGGCAUGGGAACUAUGCACUAAAACAUGAGGCAGAAGUCAACCGUCUGGGACAUUCACGCUGCACCCUGCACACCGAAUCACCAUGAAGAAGUUCACGUUGAAACUAGAUGCCAUCUGCGCCAAGCUGAAGGAGGGACUGACGGACGGUGCGCCCAUCAACGGGAUAUCGCUACAGCACCAGGGAGGUCCAGUCACCGGACAUCACCCGUCAUCCACUGCACGGAGGGAGAUCUUGAAUGGGUCUGAGAGUGGCGUGUCACCAUGUCACAGCGCCAACGAACUGGACAGCGAAUCAACUAACAGCCAGGAUGAAGGCAACGAGGAGAAUGGAUUCCUGGAAGCAGACCCGCUUUUGGGGAAAGGUCUGCUCAACGGCCAUGCCGAAACAACCAAAAUACUCAGCGGUGCAAGCAAGCGCAAGGCCAGGCUAAAACUGGCCCCCCGCCGUGUUGUGGACUCGGUGGAUACUCACCCACCGCAUGAAAAUGGUUACUCAGACUCGUUAGCAGUGGACAUGAGAUAUCCGGGGGGCGAGGGGAUGUCCAAAACAAUCAACAGAGGAUGCAGCAACAAAUCUCAGGGAAGCAACACAAGCGAUUCAACCUCUAUGCAAAUAUCUCUGUCUCGUCAGGACCUGGACUCGGCAGACAACCAAGGCAAUAAUUAUGUAUAUAAGACACAAAUUGAGGGCGCCCUCAGCAACCGGUCGAGUCCGACGAGCGACGAUACGCCUCUGUGGUACGCAGACGAUUUGCCCAGCGAGAAUGGCAAUUAUCGUGAGAUGUACGAGGAGGGUGAUGGUGAUGAUGAAGAUAGCCUGGAUGAGUUGGAUGACACACCGAACCCGGCAAACUUGAGCAAUCUUAAAGCAAUACAGGAAUACGCAGAACGGAGCCUGACGGACGACCAAUCAGGUCAACCGAUCGAAGAAGGCCUGGCCACAAACGACGUUAUCUGUGAAGUCUCAGAGGAAGGCAUGGAGGAGGCCGAUUCCUCAUCAACAAUGCAGAAUGAGACAGGAAAACCCUCCCCAGACACGCUGAACAGAAACACUGACGAUGAUGACGAUGAUAAUAAUCAGGACGAAGAUUACACUAUCCCAGCAGACUUCAGGCGCAUCCCUCUGAAAAUACCACUCCCUGUCUUUGGCAAGAAGGACAAGCACGGUAAUUCCUACGACCCGUCGGUUGUGCAGGAGUACGCCGGCGACACAAUGAACGAACUCAUAGGAAUGUACGGGUUCGAGGAGAGAUCCAAUCCAGAUAUUGCAAAGGACGUACCGUUGGACUCUUUCAGCUUCAAAAACAUACAGAAAAUGGAAGAGAAGAACUCGAGUAAACGUAAAAAGGAUGCCAUCAAGAAAUACAUCCAUCGACGAGCCAGCCUCCACAUCCCUGAUCUGGCUCGACUCCACGCAGCCCACUCCAGCACUUCUCCAGACGACACCGGUUCCCAUCUACCGCAAGGUACCGAUGAAUCCGAUGACCUGCCUACCCAGGGCAAUCCGCUAGGGGGCGACGUCACAUCGCAGUUGGCCUCUCAGGCAGGCGUUGGAGGAAGAGUAGCGUCUCUACCGCAAGCGACGGAGCCCCAGUCCAAGAUGAGACUCCCCCCACCACCGUUUGGGAAGACGUCAAAGACAGUGAAAGACCUCAUCAACGAGCAGAAGGGUAGAGAGGAAGGGGCGGAGCUAGAGGAGGGGGAGGAUGAAUUCAGACCCAAACGGUUCUCCAAGUAUGACUUCUUCAUUCAGAGCUUAGAAGCUGGCCAGGCUAUUGAUUAUUCGGCACACCGCAUCUCCAAGUACGACAGCUACAUCCGCAAGCUGAAAGCCGGCGAGGCCAUCCACAAGGUCAUAGGUCGCAGGCAGAGCGCGUCUCAGAAGAUCCGUGACAUCAUCAGCACCCAGAUCCAUCGGAAGCACGAGCACAGCGGCGACGCCGCGCAAAUGUCCGAAGAACAACACAGCGAGGUUACGGACGAGAUGCCAUCAGAAGCCUUCAACCCUGUUGUCAAUAACCACAUCAAGACGUCCAAAUACGCAUCCAAGUACGACUACUAUCUCAACAAGCUCCGGAACGGGGAAGAUGUCAAUCCUUAUGAGAUCAUCCUCCCAGAUCAUGUGGCUUCAACCUCCGGCUCGGAGACGACCUCAAACGGCAUCCCCUCACAAUCCACCAAUGGCCACGCAGCGCUGUUAGACUACACCAGCCAGGCAGGGGACCUGGGAAAUCUUGUGAUUGCCGAGGAGCCGGAGCAGCAAGACUUUGGGGAAGGGACAAGCAAGAGGAACAUCUCCAACGGCUUGGCCAAGAUGGUCAAAGAUGAGAUCACACCGGGAGAGAUGAACGUCUUCAGCAAGUACAUCACAAGAUACUCUGGCUCAGCACAUUGUGGCCAUCUGCACUGUGUCUACCAGUUUAAGGAACACUACCAUUGCAUCGACGAAGGCUGCAACUUUGCGAGGUUCACACGUAAGGAGGACGUGGUCCGCCAUUACAACUGGCACAAACGACGUGACAACUCACUCCAGCACGGCUUCAUGCGCUUCAGCCCCUCGGACAACUGCGGUCCGUACUACCCAGAAUGCACCAUCAACCUCAAGCACACUCACUACCACUGCUUACAGACUGGCUGCAACAAAGUCUACACCAGCACCUCGGACGUCCUGACCCACGAGAACUUCCACAAGAAGAACAUGUCGCUGAUCAACGAGGGCUUCCAGCGCUUCCGAGCCACGGAGGACUGCGGGGUCCCCAACUGCACCUUCUACGGCCACAAGACCACCCACUUCCACUGCCGGCGGCCCGGCUGCGACUUUGUCUUCAAGAACAAGUGCGACAUCGAGAAGCACAAGACCUACCACAUCAAGGACGACAUCUACCGCAAGGAUGGAUUCAAGAAAUUCAGCAAACACGAGAAAUGCAAGUACAACUGGUGCAAGUACUCCAACAAUACCAACCACUUCCACUGCAUCCGCAAGAACUGCGGCUUCGUCUUCACGGCGGCCAAUCAGAUGCAGUCCCACAAGCGCAAGCACGACCGUCGCCAGCGCAUCCUGGAGUACGAGGCAGCCCGCCACCAGCGAGGGUUCUCCCUCCGACUGAUCCGCCCUAAGCCCACCCCGGGCCUGUCCACCAUGAGGCGUCUCCGAGACGCUCCGGAGACGGUCCUGAUCCAAGCGGACGGGUCCGUGCUACCGCAGCGGGUCAAGCCUCUUGAUUACCUCUCGUCUCCUACUCUUGUACCGUCGACUUCUCAGCUGGCUCUCACACCGAUCACUCACGCUGACGAUGAAGCAACCAGCACCACAGCGGAAACGGACAUGCUACCGUCGGCGUUUACUAGCAUCACAUCAGGAGGGGUGUCUUCAGAGGAAGGACUGAGUGACUCGCUCAAUCUGCCUGUUGCUUCUCACAUUUCUCCUCCGCAAUUAGGUCCUGGAGUAAGCACAGAGACAACCGCGUCCUCUUCAGCAGCUCCUCCUCCUGCUGCAGCAGCAGCAGCAUGCAUAGCCCUGGCUACAGCGGCAAGUCAGAGCGGCGUGGCACCGUCCCGCAGUGCUGGCAGCACUUUCAGUAGCCCAGGCGUCAAGGAGGGGAAACCAGAGGAACCGUGGCAGAAAUACCUCAAGAGGUUCACGGCCAAUGACCCGUGCCGACCUCGCUGUGAGCUGCUUUACAAAGACCACUACCACUGCAAGGUGGAGGACUGCGGUGCAGUCUUCAAGUCCAAAGAGGGCGUUAACAAGCAUGCUAGAUACCACAUGCUUUCAGACGAGGCCAAUGACUUGGGUUUCCAGUACUUCCAGCAAGGCGAGAGCUGUGAGGAGCUCUUUCCUGGAUGCUCCUUCAGCCCGCUGGCUCACUACCACUGCAUGUGGAGCCUAAAGCCAGGUAUUUACUGUGGUGAGGUUGUCCACACCGGCAGCUCACUCAUGAGACCACACUACGAGAAGCACAAGAUGAAUCCUGAGCUGGAAUCCAUCCACAUCUCAGCAGUCUCCUUCGCAGAAGUUCAAGCUCGGAGCACUCCCAAGACCUCCAACAAUCCCGCUUCUGCCACCAUAUCCACUCCCACACACACCCAGAGCUCUGAUCCCAGUGAGGUGCCCGGCUCAACGCCGGCGACUGAUCUACUUCCAAGUACUUCUUCCCCAGGGGUGGCGUCAAGUGAGGGCUUCAUCACUUGCGAACCCGACGUCUGCACCGUCGAAGACUGCCCUCACAGGGCCAAGCAGCACUACCACUGCACCCGAGGCGAUUGCCAGUUUGCCACCGAGAGCCAGGACAUGCUGAGAGACCACAAGGUCAACGAGAGUGUCAUCUUCCAGAGCUUCCGGCAGAUGAGUCGCAAGAUGGAUUGUCGACGGCCGGGUUGCAAGUACAACCUCCUCAACAAGCAUUACCACUGUCUCCAUCAGGGAUGCAAUUUCUCCUUCCUACAGAUUCAGCAGAUGGAAAGUCACGGCCGAAAGCAUAUGAGACGCAUCUAUGGUAAACACUUCAACAAACCAGGAGGCUCUCUGAUUGGUCCACAGCAGCUUGUCAUACCGAUGGUAUCCGCCAGCUCGGUACCCUUCUCAUCAGCGGUGUCCAACCAAAUCAUGUUCACCAGCGCAGCGCCGAUUCUAACGCUGCCCUCCCUGACGCCGAGCGUUGUGCCUGGUAUGUCGUCAGCUAACACAGGUAUCAUGAAUGCCGGCAGUCUGGGGUUGAUGAGUGUCGGCGGUAUGGGAGUGGUCAAUCAAGUUGGAGUGCCAAUCCAAAUGAUCACUCCCUCUGUUCCCACAAGUUCCUCCAAGCCGUUGCCCCCGUUCAUGAUCCCGCUGUCCCCACUAGACGAAGAAGAUGUCAACGGUAACCAGCAACAGCCGAGUACCAGCCAGAAUUACAACGGCAUUGCUCAGCUUAAGUAUCAACCGCUAGCACUGAACAGUCACGAGGACGUGUACCCAGCAAUGGUGCCGAUGCCUCGCAAGAGGUCCUUGAAUCUGAUAGAGGAGGACCCAGGAGCCCCUUCAGGGUACAAGCGCUACAAACGGGGACCCUUGGAUUCCAUGAUGAUGGAUCGUUUCCGUCGAUUUGACCGCAGUGAGACCUGCGGCGAAGACGGCUGCCAGUUCAACAUGACCACGACCCACUACCACUGCCUGCAUGAGGAUUGCACCUACCGCUUCGCCGGCAAGACCAUGAUGUACAAGCACGCCCAGCAUCACGACCGGGUCAACAGCAUCAUCCAGCACGACUUCCGACGCUUCAAGGCCAACAACGAGUGCGAACAGGACAGCUGCCCGUACCAGGGCAACAGCACCCACUUCCACUGCCUACGCUGCACCUUCGUCUGUACGGACUCCGGGAAGGUGGCGGUGCAUCGCAAGCAGCAUGUCAAGACAGACACCAUAUCGGCGGCGGGUUUCAGGCAGUACAGCAGCGCUGAGCCCUGCGGCUUCGUCGGAUGCAAGUACACCUUGCGGUACUCCCAUUUCCACUGCACUAGGGAUGGAUGUGUGCAAGGCGUGAUUGGAAUGACGCAGAUGGAGACCCAUAGGAGGAGGCACAUGCUCAACGUGCGCGUAUAGUGAGUUAGCUGGUACCUGAAGUUCUUGUGCAAUCCAAGGUGAAGUCAAAUGACUCUAGUCAAAGGUGCAUGUGCAGCUGGUUUGUCCAACUGGGUCACAGGUGCACUGCAGGUGCAUUGCAGGUGCAUCGCAGGUGCAUCGCAGGUGCAUCGCAGGUGCAUCGCAGGUGCAUAUUGGAAAAUCUAAUAGCUGCAUUUAGUAGCACCCUCCAGCUAAUUAAAUGCAUAUGCCAUCUAAUCUCUGCUGUCAGCAAAUCUCUAGUUGUGGCGUGACAUCAAUGAUGGCAAUUGAAGUGAUACCAGUAACAUGUUAAUUUUAGUCGAUUCCCUACUGCCGUAAAGUUUCAUAAAAAUAUGCAUGAAAAGAAGACCUGUGGUAAAAAUGAUGUCUUCUUUUUUAAAUCAUGACCUUAAAUUAGUGAGGUCAUAUAUGCAAGUAGUUUGUAAAGUUGUAACCCAAUAAAAGUUUUUUUUUUUUUUUCCCAAAGAGUGGCAGCUUGAUGUACAGUAAUACUUACAAACACCACGCGUGUUUGUGUUUCAACACAAAGAUUCCAGCAAUAUGGUUAAUUUUGAUGUCUAUUUGGGGGGGAAAAGAAAAGAACUAAAGUCACAAUAUAUAUUUUACGAGAAAAAAAGAAUUUUUUUAUUUCACAAAACUGCACUAAGCACAACCGUGCUGGUCUUCCUUCUGCACCAAAAUUUUAUUUUGAAACAACUUUUUGUUUGUUUUAGAACCAUCCAAAGUGCCAACCGAAAGGCCUUCCUACAAAAGAAAUCGAUACCUGCAAAUGAUAGUGUUCUUGGGAAUGUUUAUAUAUCAGAGACAGAAAUGUUUUCCAUUAAUUCUCAUUGAAAAACUUAUUGAGCAACACUACUUCCUAAAAAUCUUGAAUAAGUUAAAAAAUUAAGAUAAUACUCGAAUGCUGUGAUGUCCUUUUUUUCCCUUGAUUGUAGCUUUCAAUACAAGAUUGUACAUCCCAUGAAACCCACAGAUCACAUGACAGAUACUAUGUGUCACGUGACAUGUUCACAUGGUGUAUCACGUGACACCCAACAGAAUGAUCUGAAAGACAUGCAUCACAUGAUGUACAGAAAGUGGUUCGGUCAGAUUUGUAAAAAAAAAACCACAAAAAAAACAAGGAUGUUGUUGAAAUACAAGGAAUGAAAAAAGUGUUGUGAUUUCAUGGUUUACAUACUAUGUCUAUAUUAUCCUCAAUAUCUGAAUGCUGUUUUACUUCUCGGAGUCUAUAAACAUAGAGCAAUAUGUACAAAUAAAUGUCGUGUGGAUGUGAACGGAUAACGCUUAUCUUAGCAAUAAUGAUGUACAAAAGAAUAUCAAAAGAAAAAAAAGUAGACGGAUUGUAAAUAGUGUUAGCUGGACAGAGAGAAACAGUAUUAAAAAGAGUGAUUCUAUUAUUUUAUUGUCUAAUAAUCAUAUCAAAAUUAAAAAUUAAAAUGAAAGAAUAAUUAUCACAUUGUAUAGGAGAAAAGCCUUUGAGGGCGCAGUCAGACUGGAAGCAAUUUUCCCUCAGAAAAUAUGUUUGAGGGAUACGUUUACAUUGAACUUAAGCUGUGCGUAUUUUCUUUCAUUGCUGUGCAAGUUUUCCUGAACUUCAUUACAAAAAAAAGAAGCAUUAUCAUAAUCCUAUUCCGUUGUAGACUAUUCAUAUGUCUUUAUCAUACAUCCCAAUGCUACCCAAAUAUGCUUACAUUAAGCAUUUUUUCAACGUUGCUAAGCAUUAUAUUUGCUUGCUGCACCAGUUGCUGCACCGGAAGUCAUAGAAUUUUAUUGAAAUUGCAAACUUCAAAUUAAAAAAAAAGAGUUAAAUUCUGCAUGUGCAAAGUUUGUGUUACAUGAAAUAGUUUGAUCCCCUUGGAAAAACAAAAACUAAAAAAUUACAUUUGCUGUAAAAGAGUUCGCCUUAUUUGAAACUUAGAAAUGCUGUGGUUUAAUUGGAAGUUCAUAACUUUCUUUUCUGUUUACCAAACACACAUAUACUUGUUGUCUUUAGAGGUCAAACCUUGACUUUAGGUAAAUUGACUCUCAGUGGUUGAUGUUCUAUGACUAUUAAAUGUGUCACAUUUUCCAGAAAGAAUAAAAUACUUCUAUCUUCAUCUAUGUAAAAGCAAUAACUCUUGUACAAAUUGUAAAUCUUCUUGAAAUCUCUGAAUCUAAUCAUUUCUUUUUAUCAUCGUCGUCUGUAAUUAGUAACUGGAAAUUCUAUAUAUUAAAAAAAUUCUGUAUGAUAAUCCUCUCUUCCAUCUAAGUAAUCAAUGCAGAUUGUUGUGAACUGUCAGCAAUCAUUGUCUUUGAAACUCUGAGGUCUUUUGUAUAACUAACUGUGUCUGUUCAUGUUCAUACUCUAUCAGAGUUAUGUAACUAUCGUUAAUUCACAGCUGUUUCUGUAGUGUAGGAAUGUCUUUUGUAGCGUAGUCUUCCUCUCCGUUGUGCAGUUUUAUGGUCAAUUUUCUUCCAGAACUCCGACAGAAUUUAUUGGGAGUUGUAAAUGGACAUUUAUUUACAAGUCUUGGAAUGUUCAAAAUAAAUAUACACUCUCGUGCAUAAGUAGUCUGUGGUUCCUUACACCAAAAAAAGAGACAUUUUUGAAUGAUUAAAUUUCCAAAUAAUCCAAAUAAUCAAAAUCAAAUCGUCAGAUGGUUGUUGAUAAUAAUGAUAGUAUACCGUUUCCUGUGGUGGUCACAUGUACCUCUAUGCAAAGUAUUGUGAUAUUCUCCGUUCCAUCGCUUGUAAUGAACUAUUUUUGUUACCUUAGUCCCCAGGGUGUUUUGUAAAUAAAAUUAAUUCUAAUCAAUCUUGCAUUUAUGUAGCACAACAAAAUCAAACAACCAAAUAAAAACAGGAAAUUAAUCUUGCUUUCAAAUUUAAAAGAAAUGAAAGGGUAAGAAUCCACCCCUAAUACAUCAAUUUUUGUACAGAUGUCAAAGACCUUUCUAAAUCAAAGUAGGAAAUUUAGUACAAGCAUUUGUGCAUUUUUUUGUCCGAUUUUUGGUCCUAUUUGUUGAUGUUUGCGAUUCAAAUUAAGACCUGUUUCCCCAAAAAUUUUGAUAAUCUUUUGAAUGCUUCCCAAAUGUCAAGGAAAAAAAUUAAAGGCUUUUUUUGUUAUUGACACUAAAAUUUACACUUGAUCUUUUUCUUUGUCUGCAUUGGAUAUUAUCAGACAUAAUAACCACGAUGCAGUUGUUGUUUUUAAAGAUUGUUUAUCCAUCCAGGGUAUUUGUAACAAAAAAAAGAAAGAAGUCAACCAAUUAAUAUUAAAAAAAAAUAAAAAUCAGUUCCUUGUAGUAUUUUUGUACAGUUUAUGCUAGAUCUCCAAAAAAAAGAAGAAAAUUUGAUAUGUUUUGUAACCUUUUGUGGAAGUUAGUAGGUUAAAUAGGUGUAAUCUCUGGUUGAUUAAUUAAAAAAAAAUGUCAUGGGGGUGUUAAAGUUUGGGGGAAAUGUACCGUUUAGAACGUAUCAAUUUCUGAUGUGCGUAUGAAUGGUUGAUCGUUGAUGUGAAAUCUGAAGAGGGUUGACAAAGAUUGUGAUAGGUUUCCAAAUCUAUGGCUACGGCUAGGAACUACACAUGCGUCUAUGGAAGCGGCUGAAGCCACUUCCCAUAGACCCGUGCGUUACUGCUAGCCAUAGCCAUGUAACGAUGUGGCUUUACACUGUCUGAUUUUGGUCAAUUGAGGGCAGUAGAUACUUCAAUUGAUAGCGUACACACAGAUAAGAAUUCGUUGAAUUUGUAACAGUGCCCUCGUGGUCAUUGAUGGUCAGUCCCUUAGUCUCUUAUUCUACUUUCAUAUUGUGGGGAUUUCAUCCAGGAACCCCUUCGAAUUGCGCAAUCGCCCCACCCUCCACUCCGCCCCCAUUUUGGCAUCGCGCCAGAAAUGUUAACAUCUGAUAUUGUAUACCAAUUUCAAAAGUUACCAAGUAUGCGACGUGAUACAUGUUCAUCAUAAUUUUAUUGCUGUUAAAACAAAGGUAACAUUGUGCUUUCAUUGGAAGAUUUCUGUAGAGCGUAGUCCUUGAAGCGUACGUAAAUGGUAGAUGCAAGUUCUUAUGUUUGUAAAAGUGAUAAAUCCUAGGAUUGUUACAGUGAAAAUAUAUCGUGUUGCUGAAGUUUCCAAUGCAUGGACGGCGUUCAUGGAUUUCUUGAUCUCCGUUGUAUAACUUCAUACAGAUGUCUUAAAUAUUGUUUUUGCUAUAGAGUGUAAUUUAUUGUAGGUACGGUCAAUGAUUUCUGAUUUAUUUUAUAAAGAAAAAAAUUGUAAAGUUAUGAUAGCAGCUUCCGAGAGUUUCUAGUUGUAUCGUACUCUAUGAAUUUGUAAAAUAUGUAAUUUUUUCCCAGUUUCUCGAAAAUUGCAUGAGUGAUCGGAAUUAAUAGUAUAUACGAGAGAAAUGUCUCUGUAAAUUACCAUAACCAUCACCAAUUGGACUGUUGAAGUAUGUAUUCGGUGGUUUUUUGUUAACUAUAAUCCAUUUUAACUGUGGCGUGUGUGAUUUUAAUAUAGAGGAUUUUGUUGUGAACUUCCUCAUAUUUACCUGUAGUUUAUAUGUAAAUGUACAAUACGGCCCACUGUGAUUGGUCCGAGCUGUGAUGACAUCAUAGACUGGCUUGUGACCAUUGGUGGGAUUUAUGAUGAUGUCAUCAGUUGCAGAUACCAAAACCUGCUGCUAUUGGCCAGUUGGGUACUGGGUUCAGAGAACAGGGUUGUGAUUGGCUUGAGCUUCACUGAUGUCACAAUCACUCUGUCAAAAUUUCAAUCAAGUUUUUACAGUUGUUUAAAAAAAAUACAUGAAAAUCAAUUCUUCAAUGUUUAUCUGAUAUUGCGCUUGAUAAGUUGAGCACAUUUUUGUUGGUUUUUGUCUUUUGCCAUUAGUGAUGUUUCUUGCUCGACAGUCUGAUUUUGCUGCCAAAAAAAAGUUAAAAUGGCAUGGCAGUUGUGAUGUUGGUUUGUUGCAGUGCUAGCAGAUAUUUAUCCUUAUAAUUACAAAUUUGACUUUGUUAAAAAAAAGUGUGCAAAACAUAAGAUGAUUUUACAAAGGUGUGCAUUCCAGUAGUAGUCAAAAAUAGUACGUAAAUUUGUAGCCAAAUUGUAGUUUAUGUAUGCAGUGUUGAAUGUUUUUAAUGUGAAUUUUCUGCUUGAAAUUUAUUUGACAAGUGAGUGGCAAUCAAGAAAGGGACACUUUAAAGUAAAUAUAUGUUUCCCGUAUCCUUUUUGUAGCAGAAUUUGAAAGACUUUUUUUUUCUGUUGAUGUGCAAAAUUAUUUUCUGAUUUUUUUUUUACGUGUUGUACAAGUAGUGAUGUCAGUACUUUUUUCGAUAUUUUUCAUGUGUGAGACAAGUCUGAUACGAUUUGAUUUAAUUUUGAUUUUAAUUAAUUUGAUUUGAGUUUGGCAGAUUGAGAAACAGAUGUUGCACGUGCUGUGUUUACAGUGCCAUGCUAGCUCUGUGCAUAUCAACGUUCGUUAACAUAUCAAGUCGAAAUUAACGCAGUAUCGACAAGCUAGCAUGACGUUGACAGCACAAUUUCAAAUUAACAAUGGAGUGUUCUGUUUUGAUUUGUGAAUGAAAAACUGAAUUUUUGAUUUUUAAUUAAAAAAUAGAAUUUUGGACAAGAUUAUGUUUUCCUCUGAAAGAACAGUUUUAUUUGGUAUAAGCUGCACGAAAUUGUAUCAUACAAUUAUUGUAUGCACGUUUAACGCUUCUAGCAAAAAGUUCUGAAUUUGUUUUUUAAGAACUUCAAAGCACUUAAAAAAAAAAGUAAUACAACUGUAUAUCUUUCAGAGCUAAUCAUAAUUGAUACUUCUCGAUUCGAUCUAUCUCCUAUAUUUAAUUGAAUGUCUUCCCAGUCGAUUUUUUUAAGUUGAAUAAACCAUAGAAACCAGA